GAAACAGGGCAAAUACAGAGAGGCAGAAUCUUUGUACAAAGAGAUACUGACCAGAGCACACGAGAAAGAGUUUGGUUCUGUCAGUGGGGAGAACAAGCCAAUCUGGAUGCACGCAGAGGAGAGGGAGGAGCAGAGCAAGGGCAAACGCAGGGAUGGCGUGUUGUACUGGGAGUAUGGGAACUGGUACAAAGCCUGCAAGGUGGAUAGCCCCACCGUUAACACGACACUGCGCAGUCUGGGCGCGCUGUACCGGCGGCAGGGGAAGCUGGAGGCGGCGGAGACACUGGAGGAGUGUGCCACCAAGUCACGCAAACAGGUGCCGGACACGUCCCACCAGUCGCGGGUGGUGGAGCUGCUGAAGGACCUGGGGCCGGGGGGACGUCCGGGCCGCGACCAUCUCACCGGAGCCGCCGGCGUCGUCAAUUACAUCAUCAACGGCACCGAGAACGACGAGGCCAACGCCAACGCUGAGUGGAGCGGGGACGGUAGCGGUUCCCUUCGCCGCAGCGGUUCGUUCGGGAAGAUACGCGAGGCGCUGAGGCGCAGCAGCGAGAUGCUGGUGAAGAAACUGCAGGGAGACCCCCCUCCUCAGCCCCGCAACCCCGGCAUGAAACGGGCAAGCUCGCUGAACUUCCUGAACAAGACCACAGAGGAGGCAACUGAGGCUGUGAGCACGUUGGCCGAUUCCAAGGCCCUCAGUGCCAGUAACGUGGACCUGUCGAGGCGGAGUUCCCUCAGCAGUUUGAACUGAGCGCCCCGCAGGGAGGGGAUCGGAGCCGGGACCCCCACUCCUCGUCCCCACCGCUCCAGCCGCCAGCCAGCGCCCCUCUCUCUCUCUCUCUCUCUCUCUCUCUCUCUCUCUCUCUCUCUCUCUCUCUCUCUCUCUCUCUCUCUCUCUCUCUCUGAACAGCUUGACGAUGUGUCUUUUAUUUUGUUGCUGUUUGACCCCACGGUCUCACCCCCACCGCGGCCACAGCUACAACUACACUGUCCUGGACAACAGCGCUGGCUCUGUGUGUGUGUGUGUGUGUGUGUGUGUGUGAGUGAAUGUGACUCUGACUGU
This is a messenger RNA of Amblyraja radiata (thorny skate), 1063 nucleotides long. RefSeq names its product kinesin light chain 2-like. The record is from RefSeq and is a predicted model, not a curated record. Bases 107 to 751 code for a protein of 214 amino acids. Lineage: Eukaryota; Metazoa; Chordata; Chondrichthyes; Rajiformes; Rajidae. Gene Ontology annotation, biological process: microtubule-based movement. Gene Ontology annotation, molecular function: kinesin binding. The transcript has 8 exons. Gene Ontology annotation, cellular component: kinesin complex; cytoplasm.